UGAUCCAAGUGGGUCCUUUUUCAAACAAUUACUUGAAGAUAGAAAGGAGAUGUUUAAGGAUUCUGAUUCAUCAACACUUUUGCCAAUGUCUGCUAAAUGUCAAGCUUUUAAGGACAACAUGCGCGAGGGAAUUCUGGAUGGUCAAAACACUCAAGUGUCAUUUGAUAACUUCCCUUAUUAUUUGAGUGAAAACACAAAAAAUGCGUUGAUUUGUCCUAUCUACAUACAUUUGAAGCGCAAGGAGUUUGCCAAGUUUACCACAGAUCUUCCUACUGUUAGUGCAAGAAUUUUGUUAUCGGGUCCUUCAGGUUCAGACAUAUAUCAGGAGACAUUGGCACAAGCACUUGCCAACUUUUUUGGUUCCAAAUUGCUUAUAGUAGAUGCAAACUCAUUACCAAAUGUAAGUGCAUGAUUGUGUUUGCACAUGUUUGUCUUGAUUUUUUUUGUUUUUCAAUUUAUUUUUCCUUGUUUAAUUUCUUUAGAACUUU
This is a messenger RNA of Nymphaea colorata (pocket water lily), 488 nucleotides long. RefSeq lists its product as uncharacterized. The transcript is spliced from 3 exons. Bases 50 to 412 code for a protein of 120 amino acids. The record is from RefSeq and is a predicted model, not a curated record. NCBI's taxonomy places the organism in Eukaryota, Viridiplantae, Streptophyta, Magnoliopsida, Nymphaeales, Nymphaeaceae. Gene Ontology annotation, cellular component: mitochondrial outer membrane.